UUGAGUACUUCUUCAGACUAAAUUGGGACAUUUCAAGUUUACACAAUAGUAUAUCAAAGUAAGAUUCAAGUAUAUUGCACCACUUUUAGUAUAGACUAAAUAUUUGUAGCACACUUAAAUAGAUUAGCUAUCUUUUUUUCUAAGGGGAUAUUUAUGAAGAAUGACAAGUGUUUUCACUUAACUAGAAAGUAUAUUCAUUCCUAAGUUUGUAGUGUACUGACUGAGUUUGUGUAAAAUAUAAUUGAAAGUAUUACUUUUGGAUGAAAGUGAGUAACAUGUAAUUUAUUUAUUUUUUCCAAAUAACUUGCACAACAUUGUUAAUCACAGACGAACCCAGCCAUUUUCCAUGUAACACUCCGGAACCAAAGUCUUCUCGUGCGUGCUUAGCACGGACAGUUUUAGGGGACGGUACAAUGAAGUCCAAUGUGUCAACAGAAAGCAGAAAGAGUAAAGAUGAGAGGAAAGUCUUACGAAAACAGAUUAAAGCCAGUCACACUCUUCUGAAGCAUGAGGGUAUCUGUACAACACCACAGCCGACCAAGUGUUUGGUGAUCGCAAACGGAGGUCUGGGGAAUGGCGUCAGUCGGGAGGAGCUGUCAGCAGCGUUGCAGGAGAUGGGAGAGGUGGAGAAGUUGGUGAUGCCUCCUCACAAACCCUACGCCUUUGUCACCUUCAGAUCUGAAGAUGGCGCUCGAAAAGCUCACGCCAACCUUAAUGGAUGGAAGUUACUGUGUGGAGGGAGCAGCGUCACACUUUACCUUAGUUACGUCGACUCAGUAAAGUAUAAAGAGGCAGCGUCCGUCCCUCUACCAGAAGGUUUGGUCUUGGUGGAAAACUUUGUGUCUCCAGAAGAAGAGGCGCAGCUCCUCAACGCGAUUGACUGGUCAGCUACUCAUGAUAAUGACACAGCCCAAAAGUCCUUGAAACACAGAAGAGUGAAGCACUACGGAUUUGAAUUUCGCUAUGACAUCAAUAAUGUGGACAAAGACAAACCGUUACCUGCAGGUCUUCCAGAGGAGUGUGUACCCGUUCUGCAUCGCUGUGUGGAGCAUGGACACACCAACAUUCUUCCUGAUCAGCUGACUGUCAACCAGUACGAGUCUGGACAGGGCAUUCCCCCCCAUGUGGACACUCAUUCUGCCUUCGAAGACACCAUCCUGUCCUUGAGUCUGGGUGCAAAAACGGUGAUGGAGUUCCGUCACCCCGAUGGCCGAGUCGCUGCAGUGGUUUUGCCGGAACGGAGCCUGCUGGUGAUGAAGGGGGAGAGCAGAUACCUCUGGAGCCACGGGAUCACGCCCCGGAAAUUUGACAUGGUCCCAGCAGAAGAGCCACGUACCGAUGCUCCAACGGAAUCCGGGAUCCAAAGCAACCUGACUUUGAGCAGGAGAGGAACUCGCACUUCCUUCACUUUCCGGAAGAUCAGACAGGAUCCCUGUCGCUGUGCCUUCCCGUCAGCCUGCGACAGUCAGGGCGGACCCUCGCCAUCGCCUGGCCCCUCCCUCCCCUCUAGCCACGCAGAUGCAGCGCGUUUGGAGGAGGAGUACGUACACCGCGUUUACCACACCAUCGCCUCCCACUUCAGCGACACUCGCCACACCCCCUGGCCCCGCGUGUGCCGGUUCCUGUCCUCACUGCCGCCGGGCAGCAUCCUGGCGGACGUGGGCUGUGGAAACGGGAAGUACCUGGGCGUGAACGCUGAUUUGAUCGCUGUGGGCUGUGAUCGCAGCACUGCUCUUGUUCAGAUCUGCGCUGCAAGGGGUUAUCAGGCAUUUGUGUCAGACGCCCUCAGCGUCCCCCUGCGAGCGGCGUCGUGUGAUGCCUGCAUUUCCAUCGCCGUCAUUCAUCAUUUUUCCACCGCGGAGCGGCGACUAGCAGCAGUGACAGAGCUGGUGAGACUUUUGAAACCUGGAGGUCAGGCACUCAUCUAUGUUUGGGCUUUUGAACAAGAAUACAACAAGCAGAAGUCCAAAUACCUCAAGCAAAACUUCAAAGAAGAUCAUGGAGAAUUCAGUUCCACCAACUCAGUGUCAGAGAAGAGCCAGAAAUCCACUGGAGAACAAAUAUCUGAUCCAUCCUGCCAUUUAGAAAAAAGCCACAAACCUUCUGACAACAUGCAAGAUAUUAGUCCUGAAGGCCGGCUCAGUGUGCACACCAACCGCACAGCCUUUACUUCCCAGGAUCUUUUGGUUCCCUGGCAUCUUAAAGGAGGGAAAUUACAACGAGAAGAAAAUCCUGACUUGAGCUCCGGUACUGAUCCAAGCCCGGAGUCGGACUCGGACCCUAACACCUCCAAGUUGAGCCCAGCUGCCUCUCAGGCUUCAGCUUCUGCUUUGAAACCAGCGAGCAGCCAAGUCCCAGUCUUCCAUCGCUAUUACCACGUCUUCCAACAGGGGGAGCUGGAGCAGCUGUGUGCUCUGGUGUCAGGAGUCCAAGUUAAGAGCAGCUAUCAUGACCAGGGGAACUGGUGUGUUGUGCUGCAGAAGGAGUGAAUGGGGGAAGAUGUGUCUGUGCAAAUAAAAACUUGAAAAUGAAAAGAGGGUCUUGUUUAAAUUCUAAGAG
Messenger RNA from Oryzias melastigma (Indian medaka), 2559 nucleotides. RefSeq names its product alkB homolog 8, tRNA methyltransferase (gene alkbh8). Gene Ontology annotation, molecular function: S-adenosylmethionine-dependent methyltransferase activity; tRNA binding; 2-oxoglutarate-dependent dioxygenase activity. Bases 414 to 2489 code for a protein of 691 amino acids. Gene Ontology annotation, cellular component: nucleus; cytoplasm. Gene Ontology annotation, biological process: tRNA wobble uridine modification. Lineage: Eukaryota; Metazoa; Chordata; Actinopteri; Beloniformes; Adrianichthyidae. The transcript is spliced from 12 exons. The record is from RefSeq and is a predicted model, not a curated record.